CAAUUUCUCUUUGUUCCAAAUAUCGGUUCGGUUCAGUGUAAAUCGGAUUGUUACACACCCUACUUGUGGUGCAUAUGAAUGGGACUUGUACAAUUCCUCGUCGCAAGUUUUGUCGCCGUUAGCUAAAGCAUACGUGUCAGCUUUGUGGGCUUACAGACUAAUUUGAUUGUGUAGAUUCCAACCUAAGGAUAGUUCAGAAUUCAAGCGGGCCAGUCUCUACCUAAUGAGCCCAUAUUAAAAGCCCACAGACCAUAUGGGCCUCUUAAAAUUCCGGCCCUAGUAAAUGUCGACGUUUAGUCUAGAGCUCCGCAACUGAGGAAAACCUGGCGGGAGAAAUCAGUACUCAGCAGUCAGCACAGCAGCUUCACUCAGCGAGACGAGCUCAGUCACUUUGCAAUCUAAGUUACUUACGAACAUGGAGAAAUCACUGACAACGCUUGAGAACGGCACGACAUGCUCCUCCUGGAACUACUCCGGCCAGCGAAUUGCCACCGGCUCCGUUGACGGGACGCUUUCCAUCUUCGAUUCCGGCGACCCUGCUUCCACCUCCUUCAAAUGCACCUCUAAAGCUAGGGUUAGUGAGAGUGGUGUUGUGAAGGUAGUAUGGAUUCCGCCGGUAUUUGGCGAUGCAGUGGCUUGCAUUGACGGGAACGGAAGCUUGUCUCUGUGGGAAGAUUUGGCUGAAGAUGCUCAAGCUGUUGAAUGGAAGCACUGCAAAAGCUUCCAGAGCAACUCUGCUAAAGUGUUGGACGUUCAAUUUGGAGUUUUCCGGACAAUUUUAAAGAUGGUUGUUGCAUAUUCAGAUGGUCAAGUGAAAGUGUACGAGCUCUCAAACCCAUUAGAGUUAAAGAACUGGCAGCUUCAGGCUGAGUUUCAGAAUUUGACUGAUUCCGUAGCUAAAUCGGCCAAGGCUUCAUGCUUCUCUGCUUCCAUCUCUUGGAAUCCACAAAGGGGUGGUGGCCAGGAGCUCAGAUUUGUAUUGGGCUUCAAUUCGGAUACACCGCAACUCAACUCCUCUAAGGUGUGGGAGUUCGAUCUAGACCACCAACGAUGGGUCCCUGUGGGCGAGCUGGCUUUACCUGAAGACAGAAAAGAUCAGGUUUUCUCCGUUGCAUGGGCACCGAACAUUGGCAGGCCAUAUGAGGUCAUUGCUGUUGCUACUCACAAGGGAAUUGCCUUAUGGCACCUGGGAUCCAACCCCGACGUCCAAGGCAGACUUGCAGUGGAGAGGGUUGCAUUACUCUCUGGCUACGAGGCAGGGUUUGGCAAAUGGAAUGGGAUAUGAGUGGGAUGACUCUAGCAACCACAGGGAGUGAUGGAAUGGUGAGACUCUGGCAGUCCAACUUGAACGGCGUCUGGCAUGAACAAGCCGCAUUUGAGCCCACUACCUAGCUCCUGCCUCUUGGCAUCAUCUGCACUAUAUAUUCCUUUUUGGAGUCCUACCCUGCUCUAUCUUCUCUCACAGGCUUUUGAAUGGGUCAUUGCUCUGAAACAUGAACAUUCCUUUUGUAUCUUGGUGCUUAUUAUUAAAAAGGGAGAAAGAUGUCUUAGUUGGUUUCUUCUUUCACAUUGUUUGACCCUUUCAAUCGCGGGAAAAAGUCUUCAUCUUGUCUUUUACAUUGCUUAUUACCAGGUAAAACUAGUUGAAGAGUGGCUUCAGCUAGGAGAAUGUUUUCAACGACAAAAUGUUGAAGCUGACUCUCGGCUGAAAGAACGACACUGGGCAGGCAGUAGCUCUCUAGUGUUUGUAUCUUUCGCGUGUAUUCGUUGUCAAUUUUGAGAUCAACUAAACCUUUGUCGAUUUCUGAAAUCUCUUUUUCACCCAACCUUUUUCGGAAAGCUCAUUACACGAUCUACGAAGAAGACAACCUUAUGAAAAUUGAAAAUGCAUAGUUUCAUUCGAAAGUUGUUCGUGGGCACGUUCGAGGCUGUUCCAUUUUUUAGAGAACUAGUCUUUACUCGUUUGUCAGCUACAGUCGGUUGCCGAAACUCUGGUUGAUCUCUCGAGUUUAUUAAUUAAUUUUGUUAAGUGGUAUAAUAUGUAUAUUGGAGCUUUUCCCCCCCAUAAUUCUGAUUAAUUGAUUCUUAUAUAUAUAGUUUGUGAAUUUGUUUUCAUAAACUAUUAUUGUGUUCGAAUUUCCAAAAAUAUUAACAUAUCGAGUUAAACACAAGGUAUAGUAGGUGUGUACAAACUUCAAAUUCAUAUCAAUUGAGAGAAUAAUAUAAGAUGCAUUACAAAAUCUCUUUAACAAUUCGAGUUAUUCGAACAAACUAAACAUAAGUAGUAGAUAGACAUUAUAAGUCCACUCAUUCUUUGUAACAACAAUUUGACUAUAACUGUUGGUGAAGUUAUCUUGAUCUCAGUGUGUAAUUGACAACCAAAAGAUGCAACAUUAAACUUUACAUAAAGAUGUAGUGGUAAAACAACUAGUGUUGAACUUAGAGGUUUCGGGUUCAAAUCUUUUUAGUACCACCUACAUAUAAAAAUCAAUUUAUGUCAUAUUUAUCUAAAUUUCUUUUUACAUAAAGAUCAGAUUUCAUAUGGUACCGUAUAAAUUAGAGAACUAGGAUAACUGCAUGAUUUUUAAGUGAUUCAAUAAUACAAAUGACAUCUAUUACGAGUUUUUUUCACUCAAGAUCACGUAUUCAUAUUAGUAAUAGUCUUUUUUGAUACACUUGGGAUGGAUAUGAUGAAAAACAUAACAUGAAUAUGUGGUGUCAAUUGGCUGCAAGAUUAUAUUACAAAAUUUAAUCAGUAAACAACACUCCUUGAUUGAAACAAACAAGAUUAUAUCACAAACAUAAACCCUACAUUGAUGGUAAAGAAUAAGUCACUGCGAUAAACCAAGAAUUGGUGCAUGCAGAAUUUCCACUGUAAUUAUUUUGUCUCCAUAUCGUAAAAUAAAUAAAUAAAAGGAAUUAUAUUGUCUCCGCAUAACUAACAGAAUGUUUAAGUCCCGACCAAAAAAAAAAAAAAAACAGAAUGUUUAAGCUUUCCAUAAAACAAAAGGCAAGAU
Messenger RNA from Linum trigynum, 3017 nucleotides. NCBI's taxonomy places the organism in Eukaryota, Viridiplantae, Streptophyta, Magnoliopsida, Malpighiales, Linaceae. The record is from the annotation of a GenBank genome assembly.